CUCCUCAGAUUAAAACAGUGACUCUUGGAGAAGCUGAAAACCUUGCCCAAAUCCCUUGGAGGCUUCAUGGGCUCCUCUCCGAGUCUCCAAGGGGCUCAGGGGCUUCUCGGCCCAUAGGUGGAGCAAUUGUCUAGGCCUUGCCCGCCGCCGGAACUAAAUUUUCAGCGGAGCCGAGGCGGGUAUGGGUCCGAUCUGCGCCUUCACGGCCCGCGCACCGAUGCUGCGCUCGCUGCGCCUCCUGCGCCCUUGGAGGCCCUUCGGGGUCCGCGGCUGCGCCUCCGAGGGGGUGGGUGGUGGGUCGACAAUCAAACUUCAGGGUUUAGCCAACCCCUCCCCUGCAGGAAUCACAGAGAUUCUGAUGAACAGACCUCGAGCCUGCAAUGCUCUGGGGAACGUCUUUGUGAGUGAGCUGCUGGACGCUCUGGCCCGGCUGCGUGAGGACCAGCAAGUGCGUGUCCUGCUCUUCAGAAGCGGAGUGAAGGGCGUGUUCUGUGCAGGUGCAGACCUAAAGGAGCGGGAGCAGAUGAGUGCUCUGGAGGUGGGGGUCUUUGUCCAGCGACUCCGAGGCCUGAUGAAUGAGAUCGCAGCCUUCCCUGCGCCUACCAUUGCAGCUAUGGAUGGGUUUGCCUUGGGCGGAGGCUUGGAGCUUGCCUUGGCCUGUGACCUCCGAGUGUCAGCUUCCACAGCUGUCAUGGGGCUGAUUGAGACCACUCGAGGGCUGCUCCCAGGGGCAGGAGGGACUCAGAGGCUGCCACGCUGUCUGGGGGUGGCCCUGGCGAAAGAGCUCAUCUUCACUGGCCGGCGACUGACUGGGAUGGAGGCCCACGCACUGGGGCUGGUGAACCACGCAGUGGACCAGAAUGAGGCGGGCGAUGCUGCCUACCACCGAGCACGAGCCCUGGCCCAGGAGAUCCUGCCCCAGGCCCCCAUUGCUGUGCGGCUGGGCAAAGUGGCCAUUGACCGAGGAAUGGAGGUGGACAUUGCAUCGGGGAUGGCCAUUGAAGGGAUGUGCUACGCCCAGAACAUCCCAACCCAGGACCGGCUGGAGGGCAUGGCAGCCUUCAGGGAAAAGCGGCCCCCAAAAUUUGUUGGCAAGUGACCUCAUGCACAGGAGAUGCACCCUGAAGGAGGCUCGCAGCAGUACCACCUCAUCACUGGCCUUCGGUUCCUUCACCAAGGUGGUGAUGGAUACAAAAUGACUGACCAAGACUCUGACCACACCACCUCCAGCUGCCUUCCUUUCUCCUCGCCCCAUCUAGAUGAUCACUGGUGUUGGUUUGCUUUGGAGAACGAUUGGCUCUCCCUAUACACAUAGCAAACCACAGGUUAACGUGAACCCUUUUGGCUCUGUAUGGGUGACUCUCAGGGCAUGAUCUCUGCCUCUUCACCAAGGUGCUUUUAUCAGACACCAAAAUGUUGUAUAAAACCUGUUUCUUUCUUUGGACAAGAAUCAAUCCUAGUACUGGUUGAGCCUGUGUCAGGAAUUGAACUGCAGAGUCCAGUUACCAGCUGUAUAACCUUGGAAAAACUUUGGACCUCUUUAGGCUUCAACCUUUAUCUGUGAAAUCAAUCUGCUGAAGAUUUUUUUAAACCCUCAUGUUCAAAAAACGCAUUAUAAAUGUUCACCUCUAGUGUAUUAUGGGAUCAAA
Fukomys damarensis (Damara mole-rat) is the source of this 1649-nucleotide messenger RNA. It is a transcript of the gene Echdc2, whose product is annotated as enoyl-CoA hydratase domain containing 2. The record is from RefSeq and is a predicted model, not a curated record. Gene Ontology annotation, cellular component: mitochondrion. Gene Ontology annotation, biological process: fatty acid beta-oxidation. The coding region runs from base 182 to 1099 and encodes 305 amino acids. The transcript is spliced from 12 exons. Lineage: Eukaryota; Metazoa; Chordata; Mammalia; Rodentia; Bathyergidae. Gene Ontology annotation, molecular function: enoyl-CoA hydratase activity.